AUGGUGCUCCAUCUUGAGGCGAACACUUGCGAGUCGGGCUCCGACAAAGAUUCCAUCAGAGGGUGGGUUUGGGACUACUACGAGAUCCAUGGGCGCUGGAAUCAUGACCACGACGAUGACUUUGACUGCGAAAGCUGCGGAGCGUAUUUUAACAUGUUGAGCGCUCUGCUGCAGCAUGUCGAAAGUCGGGCUUCCAAAGUCUCAGCGGCCUGCGACCGAGUCGCCUAUGGCGCUGUCUGGAAGCAGCCUACCAGCGUGCCGAACACUGCUGUUCAACAUUAUCAAUACCCAAUUGGUCCCGACUCUUCUGAGAGCGCUGCCCAUGCUCCCCGACAAUUUCCAGACUAUGGCCAAGACGCGUCUGGCGCUACUGGGGCCCAGAACAUAAACCGCACGAUUGCCAUGGUGGAAGAACAAGUGUUCUUGCUCACAGCAUGCUAG
Molecule: messenger RNA, 441 nt
Organism: Fusarium oxysporum Fo47
Lineage: Eukaryota; Fungi; Ascomycota; Sordariomycetes; Hypocreales; Nectriaceae
Exons: 2
Coding region: 1-441 (146 amino acids)
Source: RefSeq, a predicted model, not a curated record